AGAGGGCUGCUGGCUCGCUGCCACACUGGUCAAGAACAGUCUUCAUUUUGUUUUCGUUGCGCGCGGUUGUGCUUUGCCUGUGUGUGUAUGUAUAGAGCAGCAUCAGCAGCAGCAGCGCCGCCGGUCUGAGCGAGAGAGACUGACGCCCGUGUGCAUAUUCACAUGCCGAAUGGAAAAACGUUCACUUGAUUGCAGUUUUCAUAAGUGUGGAAAAUUGUGAGAACCAAAAAAGAAAGAAAACAAAACAGAGAGAAGGAGAAAAGCAAAAAAAAAAAAAAAAACAUUCCAGAUAGUACAAUAAUCACAAUACGAAAUUGACAAUACAACUGCGCAGAUAGUUGUAGAUACAGCUCAGUUCGGAAAAAGUGCCAAGAGGCACACACACACACACUCACCUGUGUGAAUCCAGAGGUAGAAGAAGAAAUACAACAAGAACUACAACAACAACACAGCCAAAAUGCGGCGGCACUCAACGAUGCUGGCCGCGAUAUUACUGGCUGCCAUUUUGGGCAGCUCAACGGCAAUGAACAAUUCCCCGCCCCGGAUCAUUAAACAGCCGCCCACCGAUGAGCUGCUUUUCAAGGUGGCGCAACAGAACAAGGAGAGCGACAAGCCAUUCAUUAUUGAGUGCGAGGCCGAUGGACAACCGGAACCAGAAUAUAGUUGGAUCAAGAAUGGCAAAAAGUUCGACUGGCAGGCGUACGACAAUCGCAUGUUGCGUCAACCGGGACGCGGAACCUUGGUGAUCACCUCGCCCAAGGACGAGGAUCUGGGACAGUAUCAAUGUUUCGCCAGCAACGAGUUUGGUGUGGCCACCUCGAACUCGGUGUUUGUGCGUAAGGCUGAGCUGAACGCUUUUAAGGAUGAGGGCGCUCGGGGCGUUGUCGCCGUCGAGGGUGAACCCUUCUCCAUGCAAUGCGAGGCACCUGAUGGCUGGCCAAAGCCCACAGUUAACUGGCUGCUGCAGAGUGCCAACGAUGCUGGCAUUCGUUCGAUCAACAACUCCCGCAUGACUCUCGAUCCCGAGGGUACGCUCUGGUUCUCGAAUGUGACGCGCGAGGAUGCUAACGGUGAAUUCUGGUAUUCGUGCUCAGCGACCUCGGUGUUCCGCAACGAGUACAAGAUCGGCAACAAGAUACUGCUCGAUGUGAAGCAGAUGGGCGUGAGUGCAGCCCAGAAUCGUUUCCCACCCAAGCAACAGUAUGUGACGCGCAAGAACGAGGUCGGAUUGCGGGGCAAACGGGUCGAAUUGUAUUGCAUCUUUGGCGGGACACCGUUGCCGCAAACCGUUUGGAGUAAGGACAAUAAACGAAUCGAGUGGAAUGAUCGAAUAACGCAGGGUAAUUAUGGCAAAUCGCUGGUCAUACGGCAUGUCUCAUUUGAGGAUGCGGGCAAAUACACUUGCGAUGUCUCGAACGGUGUGGGCAACGCUCAAUCCUAUACGAUUGAUUUGAAGAUCAAUUCGGUGCCGUACUUCACAUUGGAGCCGGAGAUACAGAAUGCCGCCGAAGAGGAGGAAGUGACGUUCAAGUGCGAGGCCGCCGGACAUCCGGAGCCAACGAUCCAAUGGAUCUUCAACGGCAAACCGAUCGCACAGGCUGCGGAUAAUCCUCGCCGAACGGUGACGAACAAUUACAUUCGCAUUGUCAACCUGGAGAAGAAGGAUACGGGCAACUAUGGCUGCAACGCCACCAAUUCGCUGGGCUAUGUUUACAAGGAUGUCUAUCUCAAUGUGCUCGCUCUCCAGCCCGAGAUCCAAACGAAACCCCAAGCCGAAGCGAUCACCGUGAACGGACGCAACAUCACGCUGACGUGCCGCGUCUUUGGCGCCCCCAAACCCCAGGUGAAGUGGCGUCACAAUGAGAACUGGCUGACCGGUGGUCGUUACAAUGUGCUGCCCUCGGGUGAUCUGAGCAUCGAUGAGGUCACAUAUGCGGACAGCGGCACCUACACGUGUCUGGCCGUCAAUAAGUUUGGCAAUGCCACGGCGCAGGGAUCUCUGGUGGUUAAGGAACGCACACGCAUCACACAGGAGCCGCAGAACUAUGAAGUUGCCGCCGGACAAUCGGCGACAUUCCGUUGCAAUGAGGCGCACGAUGAUACGCUCGAUCUGCAGAUCAUUUGGCAGAAGGAUGGCCAAGCGAUUGACUUUGAGGCCGAGGCACGUUUUGUGAAGACCAACGACAACUCGCUGACAAUUGCCAAGACCAUGGAACUGGAUUCGGGUGAAUACACGUGUGUGGCACGCACCCUAUACGAUGAGGCAACGGCCAAGGCCAAUUUGAUUGUCCAGGAUGUGCCGAAUGCACCGCGUCUCGUUGGCAUCUCUUGCCAGGCGGACAAGGCCGAGAUCUCGUGGCAACCUCAGGGCGACAAUCGUUCACCCAUUCUCCACUACACGAUUCAGUUCAACACAUCGUUCACGCCCGCCUCGUGGGACACCGCCUACGAGAAGGUCCCCAGCACAGAUUUCUCCUUUGUCGUCCAAAUGUCGCCAUGGGCCAAUUACACGUACCGUGUGAUUGCGUUCAACAAAAUCGGACCAUCACCUCCAUCGGAGCACAGUGAGGCGUGCACCACCCAACAGGAUGUCCCGUAUAAGAAUCCCGAGAAUGUUGUUGGCCAGGGUACCGAGCCGAACAACUUGUUCAUCACGUGGACACCGAUGCCUGAGAUUGAGCACAAUGCACCGAACUUCCAGUAUCGCGUCAGCUGGAAGCGUGACAUUCCCGCCGCUGCCUGGGAGAACAAGGACAUCUACGAUUGGCGUCAGAGCAAUCUGCUGAUACCCAAUCAGGAGACAUUCGUCAAGUAUCACAUCAAAGUGUUGGCCAUCAAUGAGGCCGGCGAAUCGAACGUCGCUGCCGAGGAGGUCAUUGGCUAUUCGGGCGAGGAUCGUCCCCUGGAGGCGCCCACCAAUUUCAGCAUGCUGCAGGUCACUAGCGCUACCAAUGCCUAUGUCGCCUGGAAUCCCGUGACUCCCGAAUCGGUGCGCGGUCACUUCAAGGGCUACAAGAUUCAGACGUGGACCGACAAGGAGGGCGAGGAAGGUUUGCGUGAAAUCCAUGCCAUACACAACGAUGCUCUGGUCACACAAUUCAAACCCGACUCAAAGAACUAUGCUCGCGUCUUGGCCUACAAUGGUCGCUUCAAUGGACCACCAAGUGCCACCAUUGACUUCGAUACGCCCGAGGGUGUGCCAUCAUCGGUGCAAUCCCUGGAGGCAUACCCUUUAGGCUCGUCGGCAUUCUGGGUGACGUGGAAGAAACCGCUGCAUCCUAAUGGCAAACUCACCGGUUACAAGAUCUACUACGAGGUGGUUAAGGGCAGCUUUGUGGGCGAGCGUCGUGAAUACGAUCCCCAUAUCACCGAUCCACGUAUCACCAGCAUGAAGAUGGCUGCGUUGAAGCCGAACUCCAAGUAUCGCAUUUCCAUCACGGCCACCACCAAAAUGGGCGAGGGCACCGAACAUUACAUUGAGAAGAGCACGCUGAAGGACGAUUUUGCGCCACCAUCGCCGCCAACUUUCAACUGGGAACAGAUUCCCUCGCAAGACGGUUCGCCCAACUAUCGCAUCAACUGGGUGCCCAACAUUGACGGACGUUCCGGUUCCCAUUUCUUCACCAAAUACAGAGUUCAGGGUGAAUCCAAAUGGCUGGAGGUGCAGGAGGAGACGGUCAAGGAUUAUCAGGAGCUGUCCACCUUGGAGCCCGAUACAGUGUACGAGGUGCGUGUGACCUCGGUCGAUGGCCACUAUCAGACCGAUAGUCCGGUCAAAAUUAUCGAUACGAGCGACGCCGAUGGACCGAUAAUGGUGCGCAACGAGAGUCUGGCGAAUGCUGGAUGGUUUAUUGGCAUGAUGCUGGCCUUGGCCAUCAUCAUUUUGUUGUUCAUCAUUCUGUGCAUCAUACGACGCAAUCGUGGUGGCAAAUACGAUGUGCACGAUCGUGAGCUGGCCAAUGGCAGGCGUGAUUAUCCCGAUGAUGGCGGCUUCCAUGAGUACUCGCAACCCUUAGAUAAUAAGAGCGCUGGUCGCCAAUCGGUUAGUUCAGCGAAUAAGCCUGGCGUGGAGAGUGACACCGAUUCGAUGGCCGAAUACGGUGAUGGCGAUACAGGCAUGAACGAAGAUGGUUCCUUUAUUGGCCAAUAUGGACGCAAAGGACUUUGAUUUAAUUUGUAAGCAGCAACAAACAAACCGAACCGAGCCCCUCCAAACAGCAACAACAACAACCACAACACCAGAACAACAACAACAACAACUACAGCGCCCAAAAUUCUAAAUGAAAAUCAAAGUUUUUCUUUAAGUUAAUUUUUAGUGCGACGAGUUAAAUUUCAAUAUGAAAGCGAAACAUUUUUUUUACAUUUAAUAACUAAAAACAUAAGUAAAAUAACAAAAAUUACAAAACAACAAAAAAUACUGCCAAGCAAAAUGAGAAAGAAGAAGAAUCGAUCAAGAUAAACAACAACAACAACAACGAUGCAGCAAAAAGGCUAUUUAAAUAUGAAAUGAAAUGAAAACAAAUACGAAAACAACACGAGGAUCAAAAGCUGGCAAAGAAGCGGAUGAAAACAAAAACGCGAAAAAAAAGAAGAAUUCCCCCCUCAACCCCGCAUCACACACGUCCCCCCGCUCCAAGAAUCUCCUUAAUCGUAAAGCAGCUGCGUGUUUUGUUUUGCUCGCUCGCUCCCUCUGUCUGUCUCUCUCUAUCCGUCUCUCUACAAAUUACCGAGCUGCUCUCUCUCUCUCCCUUUCUCUUUAUAAAUUUAUUUCCCUCCCGUCACACUCUUUGUAAUAUGUAAUGCAUACAUAUAUAUUUUAUAAGUCUUAAUUUAAUAAUUUUUUGUUUAAAAAACGUAAUGUAAAUUCUCCGUUUUUAGCUCCCUCCUUUGUCAACAACAAAACAAAACAAAACAAAACAAAACAAAGAAGAAGAAAAAAAAAACAUAUGCUAUUUAGUUUUGUUUCAUAAUUUUAAUUUUUGUGUACUAUGUAUUUAAAUGAAAUGUGUUUUUUAUUUGACUACUUCUACUUUUAUUUUAGAAUUGUUUUUUAUUAUUUUGAUUAUUUUCAAAACAACUCGUUUGGACAGUGAAAUCGUAAAGGAAAGUUGUAAACUGUAAUUUGUAAUCGGUUUUCUAUUCUAGAACCACACUAAAAAAAAAAGAAAGAAACAAAACACAGCGAAUACAUAUUAUGUUUAUUUUUUUUUUGUGAGUAGUAGAGCUAUUUAAUAUUAAACAAACAAAAAAAGAAAACUAUAUGAAAAUAAUACAUUUUUAUAUACCUUAUAUUAGAGGAAAAACCAACAACAAACAAAAUAAAGAAAAUGUGAACAAUAAAA
This is a messenger RNA of Drosophila albomicans, 5342 nucleotides long. RefSeq names its product neuroglian. NCBI's taxonomy places the organism in Eukaryota, Metazoa, Arthropoda, Insecta, Diptera, Drosophilidae. Bases 458 to 4168 code for a protein of 1236 amino acids. Gene Ontology annotation, biological process: cell-cell adhesion; brain development. The record is from RefSeq and is a predicted model, not a curated record. Gene Ontology annotation, molecular function: cell-cell adhesion mediator activity. The transcript is spliced from 8 exons.